AUGUAUACAGUAGCAAUCAUAUUGCUGACCCUUUUUGUGGUGGGCUAUCUGAGGCAUGCCUCCAAAAGGCAUAUGCGCGAAGCAGUCAAGAAUAUCAAUGGACCCUAUUGUGUACCACUAAUUGGACCAAUUCAUUUGGCAUAUGGACUUACGCCACAAAAUGUAUUUACAAAAGGUGUUAAUCUUGGACAAAAGUAUGGUGGUUUUAUAAAAAUCUGGUUAUUCAAUCGCUUAAUAAUUGGCACUGCUGAUCCUGAAAUAAACGAACAGAUUCUCUCCAGUUCCACAAAUCUAAGCAAACAUCGUUUAUAUGGAGUACUGCAUAGGUGGCUGGGUACAGGAUUGCUUACUAGUGAUGGGGCUAAAUGGCAUGCACGUCGUAAGAUCAUUACACCCACAUUUCAUUUUAAGAUACUGGAAGAAUUUGUGGAAAUUUUCAAUCAACAGUCUGCAGUUUUUACUGAGCGUUUGACCACAAAGGCUGAUGGAAAGACACCAUUUGAUAUUUACCCCUAUGUGUGUUCAGCCACAUUGGACAUUAUUGCCGAAACGGCCAUGGGUACCAAAGUGGGUGCUCAAACGGAUACAACUAUGGCAUAUACAGCAGCGGUUGAAGAAACUACCCGAAUAACAGCAUGGCGCUUCCUUCGCUUGCAUUUGCAUAAUGAUAUCGUGUUUAUGCUACUGCAUCCUUUUAAAAGUUUGAGGCUCAUCAAGAAUUUACGCAUCAUGCAUGAGUUUACUCACAAAGUCAUUGAAGAGCGUAGACAAACUUUGCAACAAAGACUGAAGAAGGAAACUUCUGUAAGAGAUCACUAUGAUGUGGGCACCAAAAAACGAAUGGCUUUACUAGAUGUUCUACUGCAGUCUACCAUAAAUGGCAAGCCCUUAUCAAAUGAAGAUAUUCGGGAGGAGGUGGAUACGUUUAUGUUUGAGGGUCAUGAUACCACAGCUACAGCUUUGGGCUUUACUCUAUACCUACUAAGUCGCCAUCCAAGGGUACAGCAGAAAUUAUGCAAAGAAAUUCAUCAAUUGCAUGGUGAUGAGAAUUCCAGAACUUGCAGCAUAAUGAGUCUCAAUGAAUUAAAAUAUCUGGAAUGUGUUAUCAAAGAGUCCUUACGUUUAUAUCCUCCUGUACCUAUAAUUGGUCGAGAAAUCACUCAAGAUUUUAAAUACAAACAUUCCACCUUGGGCGAGGGAAUUAUUCCCGCGGGCACCGAACUCGUCAUUGCCAUUUAUGCCAUGUCUGCAAAUCAUUUUGUCUAUGAGAAUCCUUCGGAAUUUAUGCCAGAGCGCCAUGAAGAUGUCAAAAUCAACAAUGGUUUUCAUUACCUGCCAUUUAGUGCUGGACCUCGAAAUUGUAUUGGACAAAAAUUUGCCAUGCUCGAAUUGAAGGUGGCCUUAGUACAUAUCAUACGUUGCUAUGAGUUGUUGCCGCUCGGUGAAAGUAUAGAACCGGUUUUAGGGAUAGUUACACGCUCCAAGACUGGCAUGCAGUUGGGUCUCAAGAAGAGAGAAUUAAGAGCAAAUUAA
Messenger RNA from Stomoxys calcitrans (stable fly), 1533 nucleotides. RefSeq names its product cytochrome P450 4d8. Gene Ontology annotation, molecular function: heme binding; iron ion binding; oxidoreductase activity, acting on paired donors, with incorporation or reduction of molecular oxygen. The transcript has 4 exons. NCBI's taxonomy places the organism in Eukaryota, Metazoa, Arthropoda, Insecta, Diptera, Muscidae. Bases 1 to 1533 code for a protein of 510 amino acids. The record is from RefSeq and is a predicted model, not a curated record.